Messenger RNA from Alosa alosa (allis shad), 2716 nucleotides. RefSeq names its product protein kinase, AMP-activated, alpha 1 catalytic subunit (gene prkaa1). Gene Ontology annotation, biological process: protein phosphorylation; intracellular signal transduction. Gene Ontology annotation, cellular component: cytoplasm. The transcript is spliced from 10 exons. NCBI's taxonomy places the organism in Eukaryota, Metazoa, Chordata, Actinopteri, Clupeiformes, Clupeidae. The coding region runs from base 89 to 1825 and encodes 578 amino acids. Gene Ontology annotation, molecular function: ATP binding; protein serine/threonine kinase activity. The record is from RefSeq and is a predicted model, not a curated record.
CUAGGUCUGAUAUCUGUCGUAGCUAGCAGUAGUCGUCAGUUCAUCUCCGUCUGCCUGCCGCUGGUGCAGGUGAGGCCUAUGCGGGAAGAUGGCGACGGAAAAACCGAAACAUGAAGGCAGGGUUAAAAUUGGACACUACAUCCUCGGGGACACGCUUGGGGUGGGCACAUUUGGAAAAGUAAAAGUGGGUCAGCAUGAGCUGACCAAGCACCAAGUGGCCGUGAAGAUCCUGAACCGGCAGAAGAUUCGCAGUCUGGAUGUGGUGGGGAAGAUCCGCCGGGAGAUCCAGAACCUCAAGCUCUUCCGCCACCCUCACAUUAUUAAACUGUACCAAGUCAUUAGCACACCCACGGACAUUUUUAUGGUGAUGGAAUACGUAUCAGGAGGAGAGCUGUUUGACUACAUCUGUAAAAAUGGCAAGUUGGACGAGAAGGAGAGCAGACGGCUGUUCCAGCAGAUCAUCUCCGCCGUGGACUACUGCCACAGGCACAUGGUGGUGCACCGGGACCUCAAGCCCGAGAACGUCCUGCUGGACGCCCAUAUGAACGCCAAGAUCGCCGACUUCGGAUUAUCAAAUAUGAUGUCCGAUGGAGAGUUCUUGAGAACGAGUUGUGGGUCUCCAAACUACGCUGCUCCUGAAGUCAUAUCUGGAAGAUUGUACGCAGGGCCCGAGGUGGACAUAUGGAGCAGCGGCGUGAUCCUGUAUGCGCUGCUGUGUGGUACGUUGCCCUUCGACGACGACCACGUGCCCACGCUCUUCAAGAAGAUCUGCGACGGCAUCUUUUUCACACCGCAGUACCUCAACCCGCAGGUCAUCAGCCUGCUCAAGCACAUGCUGCAGGUGGACCCCAUGAAGAGGGCCACCAUCAAGGAGAUCCGGGAGGACGACUGGUUCAAGCAGGACCUGCCCAAGUACCUGUUCCCUGAGGACGCGUCUUAUAGCAACACCAUGAUUGACGAGGAGGCCCUCAAGGAGGUGUGUGACAAGUUUGAGUGCACGGAGGAGGAGGUGCUUACAUGUCUCUAUAGCACCCCUGUCCCUUCUGCCAGUCGGAAUCAUCAGGACCCCCUGGCAGUGGCCUACCACCUGAUCAUCGACAAUCGGCGCAUCAUGAGCGAGGCCAAGGACUUCUACCUGGCCUCCAGUCCUCCGGACUCCUUCCUGGACGACCUGCCCGCCCACCACUUCACCAAGCCACACCCCGAGCGCAUGGCCUACCUUGUGGCCGAUGCCCAGCCGGCGCGGCCCCGGCACACCCUGGACGAGCUCAACCCGCAGAAGUCCAAGCAUCUGGGCGUUCGGCGCGCCAAGUGGCACCUGGGUAUCCGCAGCCAGAGCCGGCCCAACGACAUCAUGAGCGAGGUCUGCCGGGCCAUGAAGCAGCUGGACUACGAGUGGAAGGUAGUGAAUCCGUAUUAUUUACGCGUGAGGAGGAAGAAUCCUGUUACAGGCAUGCAAACCAAGAUGAGCUUGCAGCUCUACCAAGUGGACAGCAGAACAUAUCUGCUGGACUUCAGGAGCAUAGAUGACGACGUGAUGGAGGCCAAAUCUGGGACUGCAACCCCUCACCGCUCGGGCUCUGUGGGGAACUACAGAAUGGCCCUGAAGAAUGACAAGACUGAGAAGGGCGAGGCGGUGGACGGCGAGGCCUCAGCCCCCUCCACGCCGCCGGUGGCCCAGGCCCACGGCCGCGACGGCUCGCUGGCCUCCUCGCUCACCUCCUCCGUGGACUCGACCGGAGGCGAGCCGUACCCGCGACCCGGCAGCCACACCAUCGAGUUCUUCGAGAUGUGCGCCAACCUCAUCAAGCUGCUCGCGCGAUAGCUCUCAGUGCUCACACCGCCUUCUGCUCUCUCUCGCUCUCUUUCUUUCUUUCUUUCUUUCUUUCUUUCUUUCUUUCUUUCUUUUCUCUAUACCCAUUCUCUGUCUCUUUCUUCUGUUUGUCAUGCCAUCUUUUUGGAUUGUCUCUUUUUCUCUCUCUGUUUCACUCUUUGUGUCUUUAUAGCAAUAAGCAUGUUAACAGACUCGUUGCUCUACAUCAUUCCACUUAGAUGGAUGAAUAUGAUUGGUUCAUGGAUGCACUGAGGUGGAUGUUUCAGAGCUCUGACUGGGUGACAGAAAGGGGAGGGAUUUAGUGGGGCACUGCUACAGAACACUAAUCCUCAUGUGCUUGGGUCCUGUGUGGGUUCUGUGAUGUUUGCCUGUAGCUCAGAGUCCUGAUAUGAUUAAUAAUGGUGAGCUUCAGUGAUUUAUUACACAAUAAUGAUCUAAUGUAUGAUAUUUGAACAUUUAUCAAACAAAUAGUUGGGAAUACAUUGGAGUCGAUAGUUAGUUCACCCUCUUGUUAGCCACACUGUUCACCCCUCAAUCACAGAGGAUGUAGUUUCUCAGUGUGGCCUUGAAAGAUGGAAAACUGAUGGCAUCUGGACAGUGACAUUUAAAGGUGUAUAUAGCCUUCUAUGGCAAAAAUUAUGUUUAUAAGUAUGCUUGAACCCCAUUACCUAACUCCAAAAUCCAUGGACAUCAGUGAAUUACAUGGUGCCUCAGGCAAGCAUCUCGGGACUCUCCCACAGCUAUCUCAAGGUAGCAUGACAUGGCUUCAUGUUCUGCAGAUUUCAGUGCCCCUUAAAGUGGAGUGAGAGAAAGGGAGAAGGCAGCAGAACUGAGAAAUCAUCGCUACGCCACUUUACUAUUUUUUUACACUUUUGCCCCCCC